Messenger RNA from Python bivittatus (Burmese python), 1236 nucleotides. The record is from RefSeq and is a predicted model, not a curated record. Lineage: Eukaryota; Metazoa; Chordata; Lepidosauria; Squamata; Pythonidae.
UGUGCAGAGCACCAGGAGUGGCGACUGUCAGGAGGACUAGAUGCUUGUGCUGGCCGAGUGGAGGUCUAUUACCAUGGCAUCUGGAAUACCAUCUGUGACGGUAGCUGGUACCAGAAUGAGGCUGAUGUGCUCUGCCACUCCUUGAGCUGCAGUGACAAAGCUCUAGAACCAAGGGUGCCUUUCGAGCAUACACUGCUGGGAAAGAUGUAUUACCAGUGUUCGGGGACUGAAGACUCACUUGCCAGUUGUGAGUGGCGCUACAACAAAGCCACUCUGUGUGAUCAGUUCAGAGCGGCUGGAGUGAUAUGCAAUGGCUCACUGGGCUUGCAGGGGCCUACAAAUACAACAGAAAUGGAAAUGGUGACUUCAGUCUCCCAUCUACCCAGCCUCUAUUUGACGAUUCCUGAAGAGAAGGAAGCAACAUCACCAGAUCAGAAACUGCAGAUCGCUUGCAUCAUUCUGGGUGUUCUCCUUUUUCUGACCACUGUGAUGGUUAUUAUCCUUUCGCUGAAUAGACGCAAGAAAAACGGUACCUUUGGUUGUGUUAUUUCUUCUGCUUCAGUAUCUGCCCCCGUCUUGAUGAAUCACACUGUGCAGAGUUUAACCACUGAAGGGAAUGUCUCCCCAAGUCUCCCCAAAACAGAAGAUGUGAUCCCUUCUCCAGCUCAUGAAGACUCUGAUUCUGAUUAUGAAGCCUACGAUUUCAGCAUGAAGCCACCUGUGCUUCUCUCUACCUUCUACAAUUCUCUUCGCUAUCAAGCAACUGGUGAGGAGCUUUCACCCCACAAUUUCCCCCUAUCAACAAUGCACCAGGAUGAUGCGACCAUGCAUCCAGAGGACUAUGGACAACAGGGGCCUACAGCUGAAGACAGUGACAGCACCUCUUCUGGAGAUGCAGACUGGUACGAGAAUAUCCAAAAACCAGAGCAACAAAUAGAGCAACCAGGAGAUGAAAAUUCCUUUGCAGGUUUGACCACUUUUGCCAGACCUUUGUCAAACUGCUUGACUGGUUCUGGAAAUGAUUCAUUUGACAGCAGUGACUACGAUAACAUGUGACCCUAAUGACCUGGGCUACUGAAGGGAGACAGCCCCAUGCCUAGUCUCUCCUUCAGAAAUGGCCAAGGCUGGCAACAAUGACCUGAGACCUGAGAGAGACAACUUUCCACACUUUCAGCCUUGAGGACUCAGCCCUGAAAAAGAAGAUCAGAGGAUCUCAGAAUCUUCAGAAUCUGCAAA